Schistosoma mattheei is the source of this 3682-nucleotide messenger RNA. The record is from the annotation of a GenBank genome assembly. Lineage: Eukaryota; Metazoa; Platyhelminthes; Trematoda; Strigeidida; Schistosomatidae.
GGGUCAUUUUCCAGUCUCACAACUUUUCACAAGUUGUUUUAAUUUGUUUGAACUUUGUGGAACUCAUGUGACAUCUAUGUUGCGUUUUUUAAGUACUUAGGCAUAAAAGAAUUCGAUUAUAUACUGUCGUUUUAAUAUGGAUAUCAUCUUUACAGUUUUGGUCCUAUUAAUUUAAAUCAACGAUAACUAUAUGUAGAAUAUUGUUCUCGAAUGAAGGUGAAUCACCUGUAACUUUCAAAAGAACCGGUACCAGUUACACAGGAGAUUUAAAGUCUUCACAGUUUCACGUUAAACCAGUUUAUCUAAGCGAUAAAGGCCGUCGUACUAUUGUUUCGCCCCGUGAAGAAGGAGAGGCUUAUUCAGAUGAUGAAAAUGAUUCUGGUAUGCCACCAGUUGAUUCAAAGCGUGAAUAUAACAGCAAACAAAUAACUCAUUUUGAUAAAGAGGAAGGUGAGGCAUCUAGUGAAGAGGACCGACGUUAUGACAAUUCAAAGCGGGAAAAAUCAGGUUCCAGUAAAUAUCCUCCAGGGAACACAAAUUUGACACUUGAGGAACAUCAAUAUCGGAACCGUUUACAUGAAAGAUAUGAACGACGUGAGCGUGAGAAGAAGAGAAUACGCGAUAACAUAGAUCCAGAGUCAAUGCAUGGGUCGAACCAACAUGGACGUCCAGUAUAUUACAAAGAAAAUUCUACCUCCAGCAGUGAAAGAGAAGGUAUCCAUUCUAAUCCAAAAGUGGAAGACUCAGAAGUUAAUCGGAAGUAUCAGUCUUCGAAACAAUCGGAUUCAAAGCAGAGAGAUCGUAUAUUAGUGUCUACGGUUCAUCAAACAUUAGAAAAGUCACCUCAAGACAAUCGACAAUACAAAACAGCUUUACAAGUAGAACGCGAGGAAUAUGUGCUAAAAUAUGGCCAAAAUCAAUCAAGUUGUGUUACUGUAACUGAUAGAAUUAUUGAAUCGCAAACUAUUUAUACAGAUGAACUAAAUCCUUCACAACCAGAGAUAAAUCGUAAAUCGAAAUCUAAAAAAUCUAAACGUGAUCGGAAAGAAAAAGAGCAGAAGAUGACAUCAAAAGGUCGAGAGGUGACAACAUUAAAAGUUAAAAAGGAAAGUAAGCAACGAAAAAUUCAAUCUGGUAAUAGUAGUAGUCAUUUAGACUAUAAUACUUGGGAGUCAAUUCAAAAAUAUACCAAACUUCCAGAUCGUCAUCAUGGACCUCUCCAACAUAGUCGUUCAGGUUCAUUAGAUUCCAUAUCUUCCGCUUCAUCUCAACUGAGUAAAGUUUCUGCAUACACUGGUUGUUCAUCACACUCAUCACCCUUGGGAUAUCGUAAGUCAUCAACAUCAUUAACAAGUGGUCAACAACUUCGACGCUCUUCUCAAUCACCCAAUGAUCUUGAUGAAUCAUAUACCUAUUCUAAGAAACGUUAUCAUCGUGAAGCUAGAGAAACUGCUCCACCACCUGAAUCUACACGUCAUUAUGUUGGUCCAAAUCAAAUAUCGGUAAAAAUGAAACAUAAGCGUAAAGGUGACAAACGUGAAACAUCUGAAAGUAUUAAUUAUGGAGUAAAUUUGGCUAGUAAACGUGAAAAACUAUCACAGGACAGUGAAAAUCAUGAAUUACAAAUAGAAGAUUCACAUACACACUCAACCACUGGACGCACCAAAAGUAAGAUGUCAAAAUCUCUUGGAACAGAACCUAGUAAACACAAAAAACACUCAUCUAAGAGUUCAAAAAUGAAAAACAAUCGAUCAACAAUGAGAAAGAUAUCAUCCACUUCAAAACUGGAAGGAGACUAUGAACAAAGUAGUCGCAAUCUCUAUAAGUUAGUAGUAAAUAAACCCGAAGGUGGUGAACAGUAUUCAGAAGAAAGUGACUCAGAUCCACACAAUAUCAAUGAUAAUAGCAACAGUCGACGAAAUAACCAUGAAAUUAGUUAUAACAAGAUAGCAGAUAUUGAUAUCAAUGAGAAAGCUGGUGGAAAAUCUAAGGAAAUGAAUGUAUUAUUUCCUGCUGGAAAUAAAAUAAUUGGGAAUGAUAUAAAAGGUGAAUUUAAUAGACUACCACCUCCUCCGCGUUAUCCGGGCUAUUCAGAAUCUUCAUCUGAAUGUGAAGAAGGUGGAGUACCCGAUAAUGGUUUUUUGGAUGAUGAUGAUGACGAUGUCAAUAAUCAUAAACUUGAUGAUGUUGAACUUCAUAAAGACGAUGAUGUUGUUAAUGAUGAUGAAAUCAGUUCCUUUAAGAAUAAACCACCUGGGAAGCCAUUCUAUUUCCCAUCUAUACAAGGUUGUAGAUCAGUAGAAGAAUUUGAAUGUCUCAAUCGUAUUGAAGAAGGCACUUAUGGUGUUGUCUAUCGAGCACGUGAUAAAAAAGUGAAUGAAAUUGUUGCAUUGAAACGUUUAAAAAUGGAGAAAGAACGUGAUGGUUUCCCAAUUACAUCAUUACGUGAAAUAAAUAUGUUAAUGAAAGCUCAACAUGAAAACAUUGUUACUGUACGUGAAGUAGUAGUUGGCAGUAAUAUGGAUAAAAUCUAUUUAGUUAUGGAUUAUGUUGAACAUGAUUUAAAAUCAUUAAUGGAGAUUAUGAAUGGUCCUUUCAGUGUUGGUGAAGUGAAAUGUUUACUUGUACAAUUACUAAGAGCAGUUAGUCAUCUACAUGAUAAUUGGAUAUUACAUCGAGAUUUAAAAACUUCAAAUCUUCUGUUAAGUCAUCAAGGAAUUUUAAAAGUAGGAGAUUUCGGCUUGGCUCGUGAAUAUGGCUCUCCAUUGAAACAUUAUACAGAAGUUGUUGUCACCUUAUGGUAUCGAGCACCGGAGCUGUUACUAGGUACCAAACAAUAUACUUGUCCAAUUGAUUUAUGGUCAGUUGGUUGUAUUUUCGCUGAAUUCUACUACAACGACCAUUAUUCCCUGGGAAAGGUGAAGUGGAUGAAUUAAAUAUUAUUUUUCGAGAUUUGGGCACACCAACAGAACGUAUUUGGCCAGGUGUAUCUCAGUUGCCUGGAAUUAAAAAAUGUGUUUUUACUGAAUAUCCGUAUAAUCAAUUAAGACGAAGGUUUACUGAAAAACAAAUAUCUGAUCAAGGCUUUGAUUUAUUGAAUAGCUUCCUUACAUAUUGUCCAGAUAAACGGAUUACCGCAGAAAAAGCACUUGUUCAUCCAUACUUCAACGAACGUCCUCGUGCUAUCCAUCCAUCAAUGUUUCCAAGUUGGCCAGCAAAGUCUGAAGGUGGUGUUGCAGUGAAAAGAGCAUCACCUAGAGCACCUGCUGGCGGUGGUGCAUUGGCAGCGGCUGCGGCUGCUGUUGCUGCUGCCGCAGCAGCGGCGGCAUCAUCACUAGCCACAACAAGUGGUAGUCGUGUAAGGUAUCAGCCUCCGGCGCCUCCUAUGGGAGGUCAACGGUUUUAUAGCAAUAUGUCUGAUUCACGUCCAGGUACAGCGAAUCAAGGAUCAGGUGAUGCUUUUACUACUAGUGGUGUAGAUAAAGGAUUCUUACUGCGUUUUUGAACUGUUCCUGUUGUUAGAAGUUCACAUAUCCUCUCUUUCCCUCCCUCGCGUUCUCUAUAUCUCUCUUAGAUCCAAUUCCUUGUACAGAAAAGACUUAAAACUCUUGCUUUUGGAUUGUAACUUGUUCUCAAAAAAUGUAUAUGUAUUGUAUUGAAAAAAACCCAACUUAUUUUGCCA